Messenger RNA from Penaeus vannamei (Pacific white shrimp), 1131 nucleotides. The record is from RefSeq and is a predicted model, not a curated record. Lineage: Eukaryota; Metazoa; Arthropoda; Malacostraca; Decapoda; Penaeidae.
AUGUGCAUGUCCACACAACGUAAUUCCUGUACAGAUGAGAAUGACCAGUGUCAUAGACGGAGUGUCUUGGUGGUGUUGGGCUUGGUCGUCGGGUCGGCCCACAGCAGCUGCCUGAGCGGAGGCUGUGGCGGAGGAUCCUCUGGUGGCGUCAGCCGCUCCUACGGAGGACCCACCAAUAGCUUCGGAGGAGGAGGAGGCGGAUCCUUCGGGGGAGGAUCCUUUGGAGGUGGAUCCUUCGGGGGAGGAUCCCUUGGAUCCUUCGGGGAGGAUGGAGGUGGAUCCUUCGGGGGAGGAUCCUUUGGUGGUGGUUCAUUCGGAGGAGGUUCUGGAGGUGGCGGUGGAGGAGGAAUAAGUACCAGUUAUGGAGGACCAACCAAUAGCUUCGGAGGAGGAGGUGGCGGUGGCUCCUUUGGGGGAGGAGGAUCCUUCGGUGGUGGGUCCUCUGGAGGAGUAAGCACAAGUUAUAGUGGACCAAGGAAUAACUUUGGAGGAGGAGGUGGCAGAGGAUCCUUCGGCGGAGGCAGCGGUCGUUUCGGUGGCGGAUCUUCUGGCGGAAGAGGCGGAGGAGGAUCCUUCGGCAGAGAGGAGGGCGGCGGUCGCUUCGGUGGCGGAAGGGGGCGGAGGAGGAUCCUUCGGCGGGGAGUGAGCAACACUUACAGCGGCCCAAGCAAUAACUUCGGAGGCUCUGGCGGAGGCGGGCGCCCUAAUCUGACCUCUUACCUGGCAAGGCUGCAAAGAGUUGAUUCUCCAUACCUGUUCCCACAGCAUCUGUGUAAUCUAAUUAACUUAUUCCUGGCAAUAAAUACCCUCUAUCAGCCCUUGUUCCUUAUCGUUUAUGCUACACAUAUAAAAAAUAAAUCAUUGCCAGAUAGCCUCCGAGCUAGCACAGUCGUAACGUGCCGACCUCUCCAACAGCAAUGCAAGGUAGCCCGUUGGUUUCAGAGACGGAGUGUCUUGGUGGUGUUGGGCUUGGUCGUCGGGUCGGCCCACAGCAGCUGCCUGAGCGGAGGCUGUGGCGGAGGAUCAUCUGGUGGCGUCAGCAGCUCCUACGGGGGACCCACCAAUAGCUUCGGAGGAGGAGGAGGAUCCUUUGGAGGCGGAUCCUUCGGGGGAGGAUCCUCAGCUGCCUGA